This is a messenger RNA of Dermacentor albipictus, 1213 nucleotides long. Its product is annotated as keratin, type I cytoskeletal 9-like. The record is from RefSeq and is a predicted model, not a curated record. Lineage: Eukaryota; Metazoa; Arthropoda; Arachnida; Ixodida; Ixodidae.
UCAUUGCAACUUUUGCGUCAAUGCUCGGUAUAUAAGCGCUGCCGUAGCACCCACAAAUCCUACUUCUGCACAUCGUGGGCGAACAGACUCCGGGCAGAAGACCGCAGCCAUGAAGGCCUUCAUUACCGUCGCGCUUCUCUCCGCCGCGUCGCUGGCGUAUGCUGGUCCUAGCCCCGCAACAACAAAGUUAGAUGUUGCCGGAGGUCCCGGAUCUCUAGGCGGCGGUGGCCUUAGCGGCAGCGGUCGCCUUAGCGGCAGCGGUCCCCUUAGCGGCAGCGGUGGCCUUAGUGGCAGCGGUGCCCUACCAGGACUCAGUGGCUUUGGCUCAUCUGCUGGCGGUCUUGGUGGAAAUUUCGGAAGCGGCGUCAGCGGAGUUGGCAAUAGUCCGGCAAGCCGCCCUGGUUUCGGUUUUGGAAGCAAUGCCGGCAGUAGCCCGGGUAGCGUUUCCACCGGUGCGUUCGGCACUGGCGGCAGCCUUUCGUUCGGCAGCAGCGGACCUUCAGGCGCUGGCUUUGGAGGGCCCUCUGGAGCUGGAUUUCCAGGCGCUGGGCAUGGGGCCCCAAGCGGCUUUGGCGUUGGCUUCUAUCCAAGUCAAAGGCCUGGUGCACCUGCAUUCGGAGCAGGUCCAAGUGGCGCCGGCACUUUCGGAGCCUCCCGCCCUGGUGUAUCCGGACCUUAUGGAGCUGGUGUCGGAGGAGCGUAUGGACCAGGAGGCUUUGGUGGUUUUCCAAGCGGAGGUGCUUUCGGGGGCUAUUAUGCACCUUACGAUUUCGGUGGCUACGGAGGAGAUUUAUAUGGCGGAGAAUACUACGGUUAUCCAUAUGGCUUCCCUUGGGCCGCUGGUGGUGGCUAUGGCUAUUACGGACCAUAUAUCUAUGGUUAUGGUGCCCCUUGGGGUUCCUUUGGCGGCUACCCUGUUGGCGCUGGCGGCGUCAGCAGUGGCCCUGGAUUGAGCAGCGGCUCCCAAGUAUCCCUUACACGCGGUGCUUCAGCAUCUUCUGGGAGUAGCUCCAGCCGUUCCUCAAGCUCCGGUAGGCAGUAAACUACAGUCACGGCCAUUACUGGAAGCAUGACAUGAAUGCGGUGCCUGGUCAUGUGAAAUUGGUUGAUUUAAGCAAGACUCUCCGAAGGAUGUUCAUUUUAAUGAACCAACACCCCACGACGAUGUCAAAUCUGAUUACAAGAAUAAAUAAAAACUCGGUGUAAAGCAGGA